Molecule: messenger RNA, 990 nt
Organism: Trichosurus vulpecula (common brushtail)
Lineage: Eukaryota; Metazoa; Chordata; Mammalia; Diprotodontia; Phalangeridae
Gene: NUDT2
Product: nudix hydrolase 2
Exons: 4
Coding region: 265-729 (154 amino acids)
Biological process (GO): ATP biosynthetic process; AMP biosynthetic process
Molecular function (GO): bis(5'-nucleosyl)-tetraphosphatase (asymmetrical) activity
Source: RefSeq, a predicted model, not a curated record
GCGAUAGGUCUGAGCCAGGUACGUGAUGGAACAGUAGCGAAGUCUAUUGGGCCGUCUAGCUCUAAGCGGAGCUUAUUGAUUGGUAGAGGAAGUGCCAGUUUCGCAUUAAGUUCCUCCCCAGGCCCGCAGUCCCGGAGAUGAAGAGCUGAGGCCCAGAGGGGAAGGGAGUGUCCCAAGUUCCCACACUGGUUGAAGGCAAGGCGCAGAAGCAGGACUAACAAAGACUGAUUUCCGUGGAGUUUUAUCCUUUCCUCCCAACCACAGAUGAGGUACUCAGUGUGGACCAUGUCUCUAAGAGCAUGUGGCUUUAUCAUUUUCCGAAGACCUCACGUUCCCAAAGUGGACAACAAAGCUAUUGAGUUUCUCCUGCUGCAGACGUCAUAUGGAACAAAUCACUGGACUCCCCCUAAAGGUCAUGUGGACCCAGGAGAGAGUGACUUAGAGACAGCUUUUAGGGAGACCCAGGAGGAAGCUGGCCUGGAUGCCAGCCAGCUGAAUGUCAUUGAGGGAUUCAAGAGUGAGCUGAACUAUGUAGUCAACAGCAAGCCCAAAACAGUUAUCUACUGGCUGGCCGAGGUGAAGGACUACAACGUGGAAAUUCGGCUGUGUGGGGAGCACCAGGCUUACCGCUGGCUGAAUCUAGAGGAGGCCUGUAAGCUGGCUCAGUUUAAGGAUAUGGCGACAUCCCUCAGAGAAGGGCACCAGUUUCUCUGCUCCAACACACCUUGAUCCCAGGAAAGGGAAGGUCUUUUGAGAUACCCAAGAUUCAGCCUACUGAGGUUCUCAGAUGUCUCUUUUGAGAUCAAUCCCCACCCUUGUUAGAUUAUCCAGUCCUGCAGUACAGGGAAGCUAAAGCAACCAAUGAAAUCAGGCUUAAGUCUUUUAGGUCAGGGCAAACAUCUGGAUGUUAAAAUGAAAAAGUGGUAUAGAAAUAUAUAAAGCCAAAUCUCUGUACUCUUGUACCUGAGGAAUAAACUGUUAGAAACUCAA